UCACUUGAUGACCAGUUUCCGGUUUUCUCAUCGCUCAUAAUCGUGUUUGAACACUUGAUUCCGGUUUCCGUCGCGUUAAAAUAGUUUUAGAUGUGUGUAAUGUAAGUGUAUAACAAAAUGGAUACACAGCGUCUCUGUUUCGUUACUUUGUGCAUUUUAGCUGGGCAACUUUCGUUUACGGUCGGAAACAAGAAAAUUUGCAACCAGAAGUUAUUAUGUAGUGACUGUAUUACAGUACACCAAGAUUGUGCAUGGUGUAAACAAAAGGACUUUGUAGGUACCCGAUGUAGUACCUUAGAUGACCUUAGAAACGAGCUUAAAUGUGAAGAAGCCGAAAUAAUAUUCCCUAUGAACAAUGUUACAGCAUCACAGAAUUCCAGUUUACAAGAUGGUAGUCAGACCUCGGACCCUGUACAACUGUCACCUCAACAUGUAUCACUUACUCUUAGACCAGGUAAAACAUUUUUACUGGACGUGAACUACAGAGUUGCUGAAAAUUUGCCUAUAGACUUGUACUUUGUUCUCGAUUUCACAACCACCAUGAAGAAUCGCAUUAAAGAGCUAGCAGGACUUACAAAGGACCUGAUUAAUGGAUUGAAAGACAAGUUUUCGGAAAACAUCUUCAUAGGAUUUGGUUCCUUUGUCGACAAGCCCGUGCAACCAUUCAGUAUAACUACAAAACAACACUUGGAGAACCCGUGUGUUUUACAGAACACCCAGUGUGAACGGACGUACGGAUAUAUCCACAGAAAAAAGCUCAACAACAACAUUGAACAAUUCAUAGAAACCAUUAGGACUGCUCAGACAUCAGCAAACUUUGACCCAAUGGAAGGAGGGCUAGAUGCCGUACUACAAGCUGCGGUGUGUCCGGACAUUGUGGGUUGGAGGGACCACUCCAGACGUGUGUUAGUGUACAUGUCCGACAGUGGGUUUCACUUCGCCGGUGAUGGAAAGCUUGCUGGGAUUGACAGGCCUCAGGAUGGUUUGUGUCACAUGGCGCCCUACAACGGAAGCAAGGAGCAAUUUAUUUAUACACAUGCGGCGAUAUAUGAUUAUCCAUCAUACGGGCAGUUAAGAAAGGUUCUGGCAGAUAAUAAUAUCAACUCAUUCUUUCUUGUGGAGGAGACAGAUAAAAAGAUGUAUGAAGGACUAACAGACAUGAUCGGGAGCCAGUCAUCCACGGAGACUAUGAGUACAGAGGGAACCAAACAUAUUGUACGGCGUAUAAAAGAGUUCUUUGAAAAAUUAAGUAAAAAGGUAGAAAUCCAUGCAGAAGAUCUUCCUGACGAAAUUGACGUCAUUGCUGAGACAAACUGCAAUAAUCAGCGAGUUAAAAGUACAUUCAAUUUGAAAGAAGGGUCUAUAAAGUGUGUUGAUCUAGAAAUCGGGAAAGAGGUGUACAUAAACGUGUCUAUAGUAGCAAAUGAAUGUCCCAAAGAUGGGAGCACACGAAAACAAUUUAGACUUGUACCUUCUGGGCUUCAAGAGGCUCUGCUCGUAGAAGUGGACUUCAUCUGUGAUUGUAAAUGCAAAUCUUCCGAGAAAUUAGAUGAACAGUGUUCAAACAAAAAUGGAACAUAUAUAUGCGGGGUAUGCAAGUGUAAACCUGGAAGGAGCGGGGAGUUUUGCCAGUGUGAUAAUGAUGACACCUCCUCUGAUCUCAGCACUCAAGAAGUCAACUGUAAAAAAAAUAAUGAAAGCGAGUCCCUGUGUGAGGACCGCGGCACGUGUAAAUGUGGCCAGUGUAUCUGCCCUAAAGAUUACGAGGGAAAGUUCUGUGAAUGUGAUAACACAAAAUGUAUAGGACCAGGAAGUGCAGAAAAAUGCACAAGCAAGGACCAAGGGACUUGUGAAUGCGGGACGUGCAACUGCAAUGAUAAAUUUCAUGGCGAAUUCUGCGAAUGUCCAUCAAAUGAGAAAUGCGUAGCACCAAAUGAUAAGAGACAAUGUAGCGGAAAUGGAAAGUGUAAUUGCGGGAUAUGUAAUUGUAGACUGGGCUAUAACGGAACAUUCUGUGAAGAUUGCCCGCGGUGCGAUAAUUGUCUGAAGUGUGGAAACGAGAUUCAGAAAAGCUGCAUUACUUGUCUAGAUGAAAACAGGCGUGUUGACAACGCAACUUACACCAAAUGCUCCGAGCAAUGUGCAGCCUUAAACGUUACCGAGGUGGCAAAGUUUCAGAGAAGUGUGCAGCCAUGUGGAAUGUUUGAUAAAGACAAGUGUCAGAUCAGUUACCUCAUACUCUGUGAGAAUGAUACAAUACAUCUACAUCGUGCCAAAAAUAAACUUUGUGUGAGUCCCCCGGACCCACUUCUGAUAGCGUUGCCUGUCCUGGGAGGUAUCAUUGGGGUCGGACUUUUACUGUUGAUCAUCUGGAAGAUUCUCACCUCUUUCUACGAUAAAAUUGAGUAUGCAAAAUUUGAACACGAGAUACAGGAUCCCAAAUGGAGCAAGACUGACAAUCCAAUUUACAAGACACCAGUGACAUCCAAUCAAAAUCCUGUUUACAAAGGAACUGUUGAUGAUUAGAUAUGUAUUUGUAGAAUGUGAUAAAUCUGACAAUUAGCGAGUUAUACCUUGGUUUUGACUGAUGUACUGAAAUGAAAUCUAUAGAUAAAACAUGUUAAAUAACAAAUUUUUAAGUGAUUUUUAAAGAAAAGGAAGAGAUUAUAUGAGCCGCGUCAUGACAAAACCAACAUAAUAAUUAAGUUUUGC
Ruditapes philippinarum (Manila clam) is the source of this 2712-nucleotide messenger RNA. RefSeq names its product integrin beta-1-like. Gene Ontology annotation, biological process: cell migration; cell adhesion mediated by integrin; cell-matrix adhesion. The coding region runs from base 118 to 2526 and encodes 802 amino acids. Gene Ontology annotation, cellular component: cell surface; integrin complex; focal adhesion. NCBI's taxonomy places the organism in Eukaryota, Metazoa, Mollusca, Bivalvia, Venerida, Veneridae. The transcript has 22 exons. The record is from RefSeq and is a predicted model, not a curated record. Gene Ontology annotation, molecular function: integrin binding.